This is a messenger RNA of Aspergillus tanneri, 327 nucleotides long. RefSeq lists its product as uncharacterized. The transcript is spliced from 2 exons. Lineage: Eukaryota; Fungi; Ascomycota; Eurotiomycetes; Eurotiales; Aspergillaceae. The record is from RefSeq and is a predicted model, not a curated record. The coding region runs from base 1 to 327 and encodes 108 amino acids.
AUGAAGACCGUCGCGAUCCUCGGAGCAGUUGCGGCUUCUCUUUGCCUAACCCCGGCUGUGGCUCAGGGCAAUGGCGGGUUCCAUAUUCUCCCCGUGCCUUCGAGCACUCCCACCCCAUCCUCCACUCCAUUGCCCACCCCCACCCCUUCGAGCACCCCGGGCACCCCCAGUUCGACUCCUCCCAGUUCGACUCCUCCUAGCUCGACUCCUCCUAGCUCGACGAUCGCAUGGCCCUUCCCGACCGAUGGCUGGCCUUUCCCCGUUGAUGGCUGGCCCUUCCGGGGUCAUCGCGCCCAUGCCCGUCAGGGUCGCGCUUUCAAUGCAUAG